AUGGCUGAUAAACCUGAUAUCAGUGAGAUCUCUCAAUUUGAUAAGUCCAAACUGAAGAAGACCGAGACUCAGGAGAAGAAUCCUCUCCCUACCAAAGAAACAAUUGAACAGGAGAAGCAGUGUGAUGCAUAA
Molecule: messenger RNA, 132 nt
Organism: Neoarius graeffei (lesser salmon catfish)
Lineage: Eukaryota; Metazoa; Chordata; Actinopteri; Siluriformes; Ariidae
Product: thymosin beta-b
Exons: 2
Coding region: 1-132 (43 amino acids)
Biological process (GO): regulation of cell migration; actin filament organization
Cellular component (GO): cytoplasm
Molecular function (GO): actin monomer binding
Source: RefSeq, a predicted model, not a curated record